Molecule: messenger RNA, 1257 nt
Organism: Olea europaea var. sylvestris
Lineage: Eukaryota; Viridiplantae; Streptophyta; Magnoliopsida; Lamiales; Oleaceae
Exons: 1
Coding region: 1-1257 (418 amino acids)
Source: RefSeq, a predicted model, not a curated record
AUGACUCGUGAGUAUCGAGCUAAAAAUCGAAUCAAGAUGAACAAUGAAGUGAAUGGAUUUGGGAUCGGAUUCAAUUCUGAUACCCUUUUGAUUAUUAAGCUCCCAGAUUGUCGGGUUCUGCGUAUUAUAUCAAGAUCAUUGUUACUAGCAAUGGUUCUUGUUGCGUUGCUUUUCCUUGGCUGUAUAAGAAGGGAUUCUACAAAUGGAUUUUGUGAGUUCGAUGCUGAUUCGGACAUUAAUUGUUUCAAGAUUUUUCCUGUUCUUUUCCGUGAUUUGGUUGACGAAGGCCUUAUCAAGAAAGGCAACAGAGGGCUCAUUUUAGGCUCCUGCAUUUGUGAUAUUGAAGAUGAUUUUCCAUUCAUAAAUGGAAUCGGUAUUGAUUUGGCCAUUAAAUCUAAUAAAACCCAGAAGAAAUUGAGCCAAGUUGAUGUGUUUGAUUUUGUUUUGGCUUUCAAUUUCCAUGAAAUGAAGCUGAUUGAUGGUAUUCUCAAGAAUGGUGGCAUCGUGAUUGCGCCACUGAACAAUGAUUCCCCUAAUGUUCUUCAAGAACAAAUGAAUUAUAAGAUAGUGUAUCUUAGACGAUUUGAGAAUGAGAAUAUUUCAUAUGAACAUAUUCCUGACAUUGAGUACACCGUGGUGGCGUUGAGGAAAAUCGGGGCAACAAAUGGGUUGAUGAAUUUCCCAACAAAGGAUGUAUCGUGCGGGACUGCUUCAAAGGUCAAGAAAUUAGCGUUGGAGGGCUUAGAGGACGUGUAUCUAGAGCCGCCAAGAGGAGCUUUGCCAAAAUUAAGUUUUGGAUCAAGGAAACUGAAAUUUCUGCCUGAUUUGAUGAGGGACUCUCUUGACAAUUAUCCUCGAAGGAUUUUCAUCUCAGAUGAUACAAGUUCCAUCGACUGGUUUUACAAAAAUUAUCCAAUGAGGGAUCAACCAUUCGAGAUAUACAACAUGGAGAUAGAGAAUCAGGAUGAAUCAAUGAGUAGAACUGUGCCUCAAGAUAUGGGGAUAUCAGAAUGGCUAACGCAAAAUAUGAAGCGCGAUGACUAUGUUGUGAUGAAGGCAGAAGCACAAGUAGUGGAGGAAAUGAUGAAAGACAAGACUAUAUGUCUAGUUGAUGAGUUGUUUUUAGAGUGUAAGAAUCAAUGGCAAGAUGAAGAUGGUGAAGAAGAGAAUGGCAGGAAGAGGGCAUAUUGGCAGUGUUUAACGUUGUAUGGAAAAUUAAGAGAUGAGGGUAUUGCUGUGCACCAAUGGUGGAGUUGA